AUGCGCAAGGAUGAUACAUCCGCCAGCUUCCUGGGCAGCUCCAGCGGCAUUCACUUUGUCCGCACCGUUUACCAGGCCUUUUCCCGGCGGUCCGCGGACCUACGACAGGCCAGAGCCGGCCACGAAAGCCUCGUGCCCGGAGAAGACGAUCACCUCCGCCCCGACCAAGGACGGGCUCGCGCCCCCCUGUGGAGGCCGCAGGAGCUCGACUUCACCAGCCCAUCGCUGCCCUUUGAGGCGCUGAUCCGGCUGUCGGACAAUUACUUUCAGAACUGGCAUCCGGUCUACCCUUUUCUGCACGCUCCGUCCAUUCUCCGCAUGAUGGACCGGAUGAGUCAAGUCGGCAUCCAAUUCAUCCCCCGAUCGGAUGCGGCCAUCAUCCGGUCCAUCUUCUCCAUUUCCGCCAUCGAUGCCCGCCAGGUGCAAGCCACCUCGCCUGCGCUGGCAGCUAUGCCGGCAGGUUUGGUGUUUCAGACGGCGCAUGAAGCUAUGGACGGACUACGGGACUUGCUGGACGAGUCUUCCUCCAUUGCCUCGCUGCAGGCGGCCUUCGGCAUUCAGUUGUUCUUGACCUCCAUUCUGCAUCUAAAUGCAGCCUCCCGGAUCGGAGGCUUUGUCACCCGGACGGCCUUCCAUCUGGGCCUGCACCGCUGCCCGGCGCGGUAUUCAUGUUUCACUCGCGACGACGUGGCCAUCCGCCGCCGCCUUUUCUGGUCAAUCUACUGCCUCGAACGGUAUCUGACUCAGGCGUUGGGGGUGCCACUGAGCAUCCGGGAUGAUGAUAUCGACGUCUGCUAUCCAGGGACGGAAAGGCAUCAGACAGAGAGAGAGGACGUCAUGUCAUGCGCGGGCGAUAGCCGUCUCCAACUUCUCGACCAUUUGGCCAAGUUUGCGCGGUUGCGAGGACUCAUUUCCGAACUCCGAAACAAGUCCAUUAUGCACAGUCGCGAGAACAUGAGCGAUGCGACCGAGGUCAACAGUAAACUGCUACAGUGGUGGAAUGAGGUCUACGACGACGUCCACCCGCUGGAACCCGAGCCUGACUCACUACUGAAGCCGGUUCACAGGCUGCUGCUAGUCGUUUCACGACAUGAGGCCAUCAUUGCGUUGCACCGCCCCGUCCUGGCGGCCGAUAACCCCACGGCCGAGUACAAGGCAGCCUUUCAGACGUGUAUCAACUCUUCCAGAUCCUUGCUGACCGCACUCCAUGGGUGCCUCAAUCCUCGUGAUAGGCUAUGCGCCCCUCUGAUAUCACCCUCAUUUACCUGGAUCGUAUGGAUGUCGUCUUUGAUUUUGAUCUACGCUGCAUGGACCGGCCACUUUCCCAACCAGGGAGCUCUGCGUUACGCCAACAUUGGCAUUUCGGUGCUCCGCAACAUUGCCAUGCGAGAACGGGACUGGCCGCAGACGUGCAUCGAAGCCAUCCAGGAUCUGUGCUCUGCUCUGGAGAAGCAUGCUCAGGACGGCUGGUCGGACUCUGGCCGGCAAGGUCCAUCGGUGGAUUCGCCCGUACACGGACAUGAAGGCCCGGGACAAGCCGUGACGCCAACCCCAUCGACGGAUCGAUCUAUGCGCCCAAGAGAAUCACAGACUCUCGACCGACAAGGCUCCUUGCCCAUAUCGGAUGACGAUUUCGAAAUCUCUCCGCUCGACUUUCCCGUAGUUGGGGACCCUAAUCUGCUCAACCCGGCAAGUAUGGUGUUUGGGGACCAGGCGGGAAAUGGCUUUUCCUACGGCAUGGGCGAGGGUGUCACCCUUCCGAGCUCGAACGCCUUCUUUAAUGAAGGCUGGAGUGUUGCCGAUGGGCCAUGGCUCAUUCACGGAGACUUCUUUGUUGGGUGAAGAGUCCGUCAUGCAUAUGCAUGGGGAUGCAGCAUGGGCCCAUUCUGCACGGAUCAACCGACGGAGACCGAGUGAUCGGCAGUGGCAGUGGGGAUUGCCUCGGUUGCCCCUGAGCAGUGACAGCCCCCGCCGAUCGCACGUGCACCACUAACGCUUCCGCUGGUCUCCAGCCAGUUGUUUUGUGAGGAAUCACUUGCAUGAAUAAAUGAAGACAGGCCUCUCCGUGGUUGACAGUUCCAAGCAGAGCUGCGGGCGGGGGCACGUUGCAAGGACAUGAUAACCCUAUCCAGCAUCGCCUCCGAGACGUCACAAGAACCGAUAAUGCAAUGCCCCACCGUCCUCACACGUGCAGCAGAUGGGCGCAUUUCUUGGUCAUGCUGCAGUGCGCAUUCCAUGGGCGAUGGGUCGUCCGGAGGAUCCGGACAGGUUAAAUAAUUCUCAUCGCCCUCGUUGCUUCUCCUGGACGACCUGCGGUAUCGGUCUAGCUC
Aspergillus sclerotioniger CBS 115572 is the source of this 2330-nucleotide messenger RNA. RefSeq names its product CeGAL family transcription factor. Gene Ontology annotation, molecular function: DNA binding; zinc ion binding. Lineage: Eukaryota; Fungi; Ascomycota; Eurotiomycetes; Eurotiales; Aspergillaceae. Gene Ontology annotation, biological process: DNA-templated transcription. Bases 1 to 1842 code for a protein of 613 amino acids. The record is from RefSeq and is a predicted model, not a curated record. The transcript is spliced from 4 exons.